This is a messenger RNA of Episyrphus balteatus (marmalade hoverfly), 537 nucleotides long. Its product is annotated as larval cuticle protein A2B-like. Lineage: Eukaryota; Metazoa; Arthropoda; Insecta; Diptera; Syrphidae. The record is from RefSeq and is a predicted model, not a curated record. The transcript has 2 exons. The coding region runs from base 1 to 537 and encodes 178 amino acids. Gene Ontology annotation, cellular component: extracellular matrix.
AUGGCUCACUCCCAUCAGUUCGUUUUCGUUUUGUGUCUUAUUGCAACAGGACAUGCAGUCGUCUUGCAAGGACCUAGCAUUUACCAACCCCAAUUGCUGACCAAACAAGUUGAAACAGUUGAUCUCAGGCCACAGUAUACUUUUAGUUAUGAAGUAAAGGAUCCUAAAACUGGUGAUAUCAAGAACCAAAUAGAAUCACGAGAUGGUGAUGUUGUAAAAGGAUCAUAUUCCCUCUUGGAUGCUGAUGGUUUGACAAGAGUCGUUCAAUACACUUCAGAUGGUGUGAAUGGAUUUAAUGCUGUUGUCACACGAACGGGAACCAAACAGAUAUUAGCUGCUCCAGCUCCAACUUUGAUAAAGAGCGUACCAAUUCUUCAGCAACCAACUUUAAUCAAAUCACCAGGUCUUUCACUUCUCGGUGGUAUACCAUCUCUCGGUUCACCAUAUUCGGGGGCAUAUUCGAGUAGCAGUUUGAUAAGAUCACCACCAUCACUGGGACUGGUUUCUAAUGUCAAAAGCUCAUCACUGCUCUAUUAG